ACUCCCCCCCUCUUUGUUGAAAAACCAGAACCCUAGUUCUUGAAUUUCAGUGUACAGUGCCUCUUCUUUCAACUCUCUCUCUUCCCCUACCUCUUUCCUAAUUCUAACUAUAAUCUGUUUCUCUCUCUAACCAUCGCAAUAGGAAAGAAUUAGAGUUUUUCCUGGGUUAGGGUGUCGCGGGUUAGACACUUGUUGCCCUAGAAUCAUCGUUUUUGCAGCUUUGUGGCCUUUCUCUGACGAUGGGUUAUGGGGCUCUUGCAGCAAUUGGAUUGGACUCUAGGUACUCCAUUGAUGGGUAUUAUUUAUUAAGGAAGUGCAAGUGAUUGAUCAUAUUUGUUGGGGGAAUAGUUAGUCGCUUACGAUCAUUUUGAUGGGAAUUUUUUUUGGUUAAUCAGCGCUUCUAAUGGGGAUUUAUUGGUGGUUUAAGAUCAUUUAAGGGCUUAAAAGUUGAUUAAGAUGGAUUAUUCAGAAUGGACCCAUGGCUCAUGACGGUUUACAGGGGAAGGGGUUUUGAAUAAAUUCUAUCCAAUUCUAGUGCUUGUUGGCAUCUUGAAGGAUUCAUGCAUGUAAGAACAUUAAUUGAUUCCUUGGUGCCUUAUUUCGUAAUGCAACUGGUGACAAUUUGAAGGAUUUUUGCGCGGCUGAAGAUCAUCUUUCAGGGAAUUGCAAGUGAUUUAUGGACCUUUGAGGGUUUUUGAGUGACACAACCAAUUGAAGUGAUCAUCCAUGUGAUUUAUGAUCAUCUUGUUGAUAUUGUAAAUGGUUUAUCACGUCUCUUGAUCGACAUGUCAACAACAAGAUAUUCUCUGUGAGUUAUAAGGGUCAACAACAAGAUAUUCCCUGUGAGUUAUAAGGGGCCGAAACGGUUGUUUUAUAAUCCUUGUCAUUGGAUUUUUAGUUGGGUUAUGCUACUGUAGAACAGUCCUUCUAUAACACACUCACCAUGGGUUCGAUUUGUUGUGUUGCUGCAAGAGAGAAAACCUUAACCCAAUCAAAUAAUGCACCAUCUCCUGUUCCUUAUAUGCAAUAUAAUCAAGUAAACUCCAUGCAUUCUCCUUCAUGGAGCUUUCAAUGGGAUGGAAGGUCACAUGUUGAGACUAGUGUGGACAGUUCGGUGCAGGCUCAUCGAGAUAUGUCUGGUCGUAGCAGUGGGAACAUGGCUUCUGAAUUCAAGGGUGAGUUUGGUUCCGGAACGAUUUCAAAUGGUGAGAGUCCUAUGGAGAGUUAUAGAACACCCACAUGGACGAAGUCUCCGGUUCACCCUCAUGAUAGUGAUGACUUCAACACUAGUGUUUCAGACAUAAAUUCAAGUCCAUCCUUGAUGCAAAAAUAUCCUGCAGAGGAGAAGAUUUUCAACAGAUCGCCAACUCUCUCAGACAAUUCUAAGUCUAAACUCCUUCAGUUUGUUCCUUCAACGCCCUCUGCAUCAAGGUCGAAGACCACCGACCCCUCAUCAUCUCGGAACUAUUUGAACGAUCAUGGAUCUCAAGGUGGGUCCUCCGAUAGGUGGUCCAUGCGUACCUUCUCCGAACUUGUGGCUUCUUCUCGAAGAGAGAGGUGGUCUUUUGACAGUGAGUGCUUGGUUGGAAAGAUGACAAGAUCAAACAGCCACCAUCUCUCUUCGCCUUCAAUGGAUUUACAAGCUUGUGCAAUCUGCUCAAAACCCUUAAUCGAUAGGUCCCCUUAUAGCAGCCAAAACUUAAUAACCAGUUACGAUGCCCCUGUAGUUGGUGUUCUCUUUUGUGGUCAUGUCUACCAUGCUGAUUGUUUAGAGCACACCACACCAGAGCCUAAUCGUUAUGACCCACCUUGUCCUCUAUGCUUGGUUGGUGAGAAAGGUCUUAAGAUUCGAAUAUCAAGGGAGAAAGCCUCGAGGCUGGAUGCUAGUGAUUCUAGAGUGAGAAACAAGAUAUCAAGAAUUGGGGUUGCAGAUAUUGAUUUAGAUAAUGAAUCGCUUGUUCCUAAUCGUCAUAGAGAUGGGAAGGAUCCAAAGAUGGUGGCUACCUCCAGUGCAAAAGGUUUUCUUGGAGGUCCAUUCUUGAAAAGGCAUUUCUCAAUUGGGUCAAGGACCACGAGGUCUGUCUCAGAGAAUGAUUCUACAAGAAGAAAGAGUUUCUGGGGAAGGAUCCGCAGGGAUUGAUUGAUUGCCCUCUCAGGCUGGCAGAGGUCAGGAUUACAAAUUUGUUAACCAUUGCUAAAUGAUAUGUUAAUACACAUUGCUGAAAAUAUUAUUAUCUGCUGCCAAUAAAUCAUAUAGCUUUAGCAUUGAUAUCA
Amborella trichopoda is the source of this 2274-nucleotide messenger RNA. RefSeq lists its product as uncharacterized. Lineage: Eukaryota; Viridiplantae; Streptophyta; Magnoliopsida; Amborellales; Amborellaceae. The record is from RefSeq and is a predicted model, not a curated record.